AAGAUAAGCGGGUAAUUUGCCGGGAGUGAGGAAGACGCCCCUAUCCUGAAAACUCUUUGAUUAUGUAUUCACCCCAACGAUCGUUUGUGCGUGCACGAUCGGCUUCCUCGUCGGACACUGACAGAUCAAUCCCCGAGGCUAGGGGACUGGAAGCUUCUUUACUGCAAUUAAUUCAAGACCAUAGUCACACCUCUCUCCUACUUCGCCAGCAGACCGAGAAAGCUAAGAAAGAGGCGAUAAGAAAAGCGCAGGGUGUUUCGGAUCUCUUGGUGGAAACCGUCAAUGGCGGAGUACAAGAGUGCUACGUCAUCGAGAAGCGCAUUGAGCAAGAGAUUCGAGCAUUGUCUACCACUAUUACCCGAUUCAUGAAGCAGACGGAUCAAUGGCUUGCCACCACUCAUGCUUUGAACACCGCUGUUAAGGAAAUUGGAGACUUUGAAAACUGGAUGAAGAUCAUGGAGUACGAUUGUAAAAGUAUCACCGCGGCAAUCCACAACAUUCACCAAGAGUGAUCAACUGAUCAUUGUUUGCGGUGAGUUGUCAACUUGUCGAGCAAAUGACCGUGCAGUGUUCUCCUCGUCCUUUCAAUUAUGUAUUAAUCUAUUGGAUUGCAUUUGAUGUUGUGUUUCAUCGGAGUAAACAUUUCAAAGAUGCAGUUGAUUGGUAUCCUUAUUCUGAAUGCGAACAACCACUUGACAAGCAUAAAUUACACUAGAGAGCAAUACAUUUUUCCUUGCAAUGUUUAAUUUUGAUGUAUUUGGACAUCCCCAGUGUUGUGUUCAAAUAAUGGCGAGAUGUUGCAUAAUGCGAACUAGGUCCGAAAACUCCCAAAAAGGGCUAUGGAACAUCUAAAAUAUGAUACUUAAGUACUCUUGAAAAUUUCGCUUUCUAGAUGUAAGUACUCUAGAAGUGUUCCUCUAUCCCAUGCUAUAUAUGUGAUUUUAUACAGUUGGCCCAACUUGGUUGUUA
This is a messenger RNA of Neltuma alba, 969 nucleotides long. RefSeq names its product biogenesis of lysosome-related organelles complex 1 subunit 1. The record is from RefSeq and is a predicted model, not a curated record. Bases 63 to 512 code for a protein of 149 amino acids. NCBI's taxonomy places the organism in Eukaryota, Viridiplantae, Streptophyta, Magnoliopsida, Fabales, Fabaceae. The transcript is spliced from 3 exons. Gene Ontology annotation, cellular component: BLOC-1 complex. Gene Ontology annotation, biological process: endosomal transport.